Molecule: messenger RNA, 1413 nt
Organism: Parathielavia appendiculata
Lineage: Eukaryota; Fungi; Ascomycota; Sordariomycetes; Sordariales; Chaetomiaceae
Product: Brix-domain-containing protein
Exons: 2
Coding region: 1-1413 (470 amino acids)
Biological process (GO): rRNA processing; ribosomal large subunit assembly
Cellular component (GO): preribosome, large subunit precursor
Molecular function (GO): rRNA binding
Source: RefSeq, a predicted model, not a curated record
AUGGCCAAAAGACGCUCAAAAAAGCGAACCCACGUGGGUGCGAAUAACCCUGUUACUCCGGCAGCGGUCAAUGGCCACGCCAACUCAAAAGACCCGAAGAGCAUGGUGAUCCGGAUCGGCGCUGGCGAAGUUGGAGCCAGUGUCAGUCAGUUGGCCACCGAUGUUCGACGUGUCAUGGAACCCGGGACAGCCUCGCGCCUCAAGGAACGGAAAGCGAACAGGCUACGAGAUUACGUUACCAUGUGCGGCCCCCUGGGAGUUACCCAUCUUCUCCUCUUCUCGAGAUCUGAGUCCGGAAACGUCAAUUUGCGCCUGGCCAUUGCACCGCGGGGUCCUACGUUCCACUUCCGGGUUGAAAAGUACUCCCUGACCAAAGACGUAAAGAGGGCGCAGAGGCAUCCUAAAGGUGGCGGUAAGGAGUACAUCACGCCUCCAUUGCUCGUCAUGAACAACUUCAGUAGUCCCUCGGCCGACGCUAACUCCAAGGUGCCCAAACACCUCGAGUCCCUCACCACAACCGCGUUCCAGUCCCUCUUUCCCCCAAUCAACCCCCAAACGACACCACUGAAAUCGAUCAGGAGGGUCUUGCUCCUAAACCGCGAACAGUCGGACGACGGUACGUUUAUCAUCAACUUUCGCCACUAUGCCAUCACGACGAAGGCAGUCGGGCUUUCGAAGCCAUUAAGAAGGCUUAACGCCGCCGAGAAGAUGCUCAAGUCCAAGAAGGGCAAGAAGGGAGGGCUCCCCAACCUCGGCAAACUCAAGGAUAUAUCGGAGUUCAUGAUCGGUGGCGAAGAUGGCGAGGGCUACAUGACGGACGGAACGAGCGGCAGCGAACCGGAUACCGAUGCCGAGGUCGAAGUCCUCGAGACUGCCACGAAGAAAGUCCACAGCGGCAAGUCCCGGGCAGCGGAACACGACAGCGACGAGGAGGAGGCGGGCGCCCACGACAACGUGGAGCGGCGCGCUGUGAAGCUGGUCGAGCUGGGCCCGCGAAUGCGGCUGCGCAUGACCAAGGUUGAGGAGGGCAUCUGCGCGGGCAAGGUUCUGUGGCACGAGUAUGUUCAGAAGACCAAGGAGGAGAUUCGGGAGCUGGAGAAGAGGUGGGAGCAGCGCAAAAAGGAAAAGGAAGCGCGCAAGAAGCAGCAGAAAGAGAAUGUCGAGAAGAAGCGCAAGGCAAAGGCGAGCAACAAGAAGGCUGGCGAGGACAUGGAGGAUAAGAACGAUGACGAGAUGGACGUCGACGAAUAUGACAGCGAUCUGUACGAGGAUGAAGGGUUCGACAGUGAGGGAUUGGAGGGCGAUGCGGAAGAGCAGGUCAAUGCCCGGAUGGAGGAGGGCGGCGAGUGGGAGGAUGAGGAGGAAGAGAUUGCCGAGGGCAGGAGUUCUAAAAAGAAAUCUCUGAGGAGGUAG